AUGCCCUCCCACAUACGAACCUACGACGGAACGGAGGAUACAGAAGAUCAUGUUCAGAUCUUCACAGGGGCAGCAAGGAUAAAGAAAUGGUCCAACGCCGAGUGUUGUUUAAUGUUCAUGCAAGCCCUCGUUGGGUCUGCCAGGAUCUGGUUCAAUGAUUUGCCAGCUCGAAGCAUUCGAACCUUCGAUGAUCUAAGCAAGGGUUUCUUGGCUAAUUUCUCACAACAAAGGAGAUACGUGAAGGAUGCCAUUGUGAUCUUCCAGAUCAAACAAAAAGAUGAUGAAAGCCUUAGGGAUUUCAUCAAGAGGUACAAAAAGGAGGGUUUAACAUAUGUGGGAGCCGAUGAGAAGAUGAGGAUUGCAGGCUUCAUGAAUGCAAUCACCUCUAAGUACCUUACCAGGGACUUUAACAAGUGCCUGCCCAAAACUUUGGAAGAAGCCCUUGAAAGGGCUGAGGCUCAUAUCAGGGGGGAAGAGGCGGUUGACAUUAAGGAGCAAAGAAAGAGGAGUCCUAGCUAG
Helianthus annuus (common sunflower) is the source of this 519-nucleotide messenger RNA. RefSeq lists its product as uncharacterized. NCBI's taxonomy places the organism in Eukaryota, Viridiplantae, Streptophyta, Magnoliopsida, Asterales, Asteraceae. Bases 1 to 519 code for a protein of 172 amino acids. The record is from RefSeq and is a predicted model, not a curated record. The transcript has a single exon.